AAUCAAGAUGCAGAAGAGGGUACACUUGACUGUAUGUUCGUUUCAUGGCCCAUGGUACGUUACAAAAGGGAAGUUUUGUUUGGCUGGGUAGAUUUGUUAGUGUCUUUCGGUGGAAUUGCUGGUUUAUUUUUGGGAUUCAGUCUUCUAUCUGGUGUGGAGAUAUUAUACUAUUUCACAAUAAGAACUUGUUGCAUGGUGGUGAAAGAGAAAAAACAGUUGAAAAAGAUUCGCCUUCAAGAAAAAUUUGGAACUUCGCCGAAAAAUCAUUCGAAUCCUCCACCUUAUUUUAUUUCAAAAACUCCCACCUUCGACGAUACUGGUAUAACUCUCCAGUCUGGACUUUUUUCCAAAGUUUCCAAGAGAGUGGGACCAUUCAAUGAUCAACGUCAGUCACAACCACAACCGACUAUUAUCAAAUCCCCGUUUGGUAUCGAGUUCAUUAAUUAAAAACGCAAUGAAAUUACUUCUGUUUUAUUGAGUAGGAAUAUAAAUACGACAUAUAAAUUCCAUAAACCGGUUUCAACCAGAUGUCACUAAUUUACUGUAAUUGAACUAGUUCAUUGGUUUGAAAAAUAUGUAUAAUAUUAACAAGUAACAAAACAUUUCCAUUAAAACACAAAUUUACAAAUGUACAGAAAUAAAUAAAUCUAAAUACAUAUUUAUUCGUACAAUUA
This is a messenger RNA of Leptinotarsa decemlineata (Colorado potato beetle), 674 nucleotides long. It is a transcript of the gene ppk23, whose product is annotated as amiloride-sensitive sodium channel pickpocket 23. NCBI's taxonomy places the organism in Eukaryota, Metazoa, Arthropoda, Insecta, Coleoptera, Chrysomelidae. The record is from RefSeq and is a predicted model, not a curated record. Gene Ontology annotation, cellular component: plasma membrane. Gene Ontology annotation, biological process: sodium ion transmembrane transport. Gene Ontology annotation, molecular function: ligand-gated sodium channel activity.